UCCAAACAGGAGGACUUUCUAUGUUUUGGAGUCAACCGUUGCGGUGUUGAAUUCUUCAAGUCUACUCCACUUGUAUUUCAUUAAGGUGUUUCUGUUGAUGUGGCUUUUCCUAGAAGUUGAACAGUUCCAGGAUCACAUUCUUGACUGACGAGCAAAUCUGGAUAUUUGCAGGAAACUGAGCUGCCUUUGUUAGAUCCAGAACAAUGGCAGCUACCACCCCAGAUGCCAAGGUGAUCCAGAAUCCAGAGAAGGCUGACAGUAAGGACACUUAUGAAGUUUCAGCUGAGUCUGCAACUGUGGCAGCAGUCAAAGUCAGACCCUCAGACCUGGGGCUGAUUAGAAGCUUGUCCAAGUCGGACUCUGACUUGUUGGCGUCACCGCCCGGGGAGGAGGAUGGAGGAGGUCUGGCCGGCCGCUGUGGGUCCGUGUCUAACUGCAGCUCUGGGCAGCCGUCCAUGGAGCGCAUGCCUUCUUUUGCCUCGGAGUGGGAUGAGAUUGAGAAGAUAAUGAACUUGAUUGGAGCCGGCAUUGAAACGUCCAAAAAGAAAAGGCCCACACCAAGCUCAGAUGGGGCCUGUGGUAAAGCCCUGGACCAGUCGGUUGGAGAGUGGCUGGAGCACGUGGGGCUGCCGCAGUACGAGAGCAAGUUCCUGCUCAAUGGCUUCGACGACCUACGAUUCAUGGGAAGUAACGUGAUGGAGGACCAGGAUCUCAGAGACAUGGGGAUCACUGACCCAGGACACAGAAAGAAAAUCCUUCAUGCGGCACGCAGCUUGCCCAAGGUAAAAGCACUGGGCUGUGAUGGCAGCACAUCUCUCGCCUCCUGGCUGGACGGCCUCGGCCUGCAUGAAUAUCUGCCCAACUUUCUCUCAAGUGGCUACCGCACACUGGAGUGCGUGAAGAACCUGUGGGAGCUAGAGAUUGUCAAUGUUAUUAAAGUUGGUCCCCUGGGCCACAGGAAGAGGAUCAUUGCUUCUUUAGCAGAGAGACCGUAUGAAGAGGCACCAUCCAAGUCCCGCCUGUCUCCAAUCAUGUUCCAUGACCUCCUGUCGCAGACCACAUCCCCCCUCAGUCAGAUGGACCCCUACACCAGUCGCUCCAUGGAUAUGCUCCUGCCCUUGACAGAGUCGGACCGGAGGCGGAGGGGAGUCGACCAAGACUGUAGUGUUUCUCUGCGUUCAUACUGCGAGAGGCCGCGCUCUGUAGACAGACACAGCGAGCGACAAAAAGACUCUCGCAUAAACCUCCGGCCGCCGAGCCACUCUGCUACCUACGCCACCGUGUCCGCUUGGCAUCACCAGCCUGAGAAACUCAUUCUGGACUCCUGCGGAUACGAGGCAACUUACCUAGGAUCAAUGAUUAUCAGGGAUCUACGAGGGAUUGAGUCCACACAAGAUGCCUGUGCUAAAAUUAGGAAAUCAAAGGAUUCCAGAAAGGGUCCAGUAGUCAUACUGUCUAUUACCUAUAGAGGGGUCAAGUUCAUCGAUGCAGCCACGAAGACUAUAGUCGCGGAGCACGAGAUCAGGAACAUCUCGUGUGCCGCUCAGGACCCUGAUGACCUCUGCACUUUUGCUUAUAUUACCAAGGAUCUGAAGAGUGGCCACCACUUCUGUCACGUCUUCAGCACUGUGGAAGUGACACAAACCUAUGAGAUCAUCCUCACACUGGGACAGGCAUUUGAAGUGGCCUAUCAGAUGGCUGUCCAGACCAGGGCGAGACAGUACGUCCCGCCUACAUCUCUGACCUCGGAGGUCGUGGAGACCAAAGCCAGCCGUCCUGUAUCGCAGUCGUGGAAUAGUAUGCGGAGAUCAGCAGGUGCCCCUCAACUCGAAUGCCGCUGCUGUCACUGUCACACGUGUACUACCCACCGUCCUUCCUUCCUCCCGUUGCACUCUGUUAGCCCUGGAGUCCAGAUCGACCCCCUGGAGAUGGACCCAGACAUGCAGUCCCUGGGCAGCACCACCUGGCUCUUGGACCACCGGGACUCCAACAGGCGCCCCGUCAGCACCAAGUAUGAGACCACCAUAUUCUGAGGCGGGAUCCCCACAGCUGCCCCUCUGCACCCCCUCGUACUCCCCCUCUCUACCCCCUGCAUCCGGUUCUUGGUUUAUCUCACACACAGACACACAGACACAUAAAAACAUGCAAGCCCCGUGCCUUCUCACUGUGAUGGUAUAGCAUCCCUCAGGGCUGCCCACUCCUGCACCCUCCUUUGCCCUGCCCAGCGACCCACACAAACCUCUCCACCCGCCAUAACAAACACUCCUGCGGCUCCCCCGUGCCUCCCCACCACCCCUGGCAGCCUCCCUCGCCUGUUGCUGCUACAGCCCAUGCUGGAGCCCUGGACCGGAUGAUCCUGGACUGAUGUCAUUUUACAGUGGCCCUGCUCUCUCAACCAAACUGCCUCUUCCUCCUCAUCCUCCUCCUCCUGACAACUUGCAUCUGCCUCCAAAUCCCAGAUAGCUCCCAGAGGUUGCAUCUUUAUUAUUCUUUACUUUUUUUAGGCCUGUUCUUCACUGGCAAAACAAGCAUGCUCAUUUUUAUUUUGCUCUGUAUCUAGACGCUAAAUUGGCUUUCAGUCACAACAAGUUUAAUUUCUGGGAGGGUUAAGUUUGCAUUAUUGGUAAACUGAGAAGUUGGCGAAGUAUCAAAGGUUUUAUAGUUUGUUAAACUGUUAAAAGAAAAAGUUCAACAUAUUUGGAAAGAUGCUUUUUCAUCAUCUUGAUGAGAGUGAGAAUGUGUUUUACCAGCCUCUCGUCUCUACUGCAAGUUUUAUUUGGAUCCACGCAGAAAGAAAUUAAAACUGUUGGAGGUUUAAUCGUGAGCUCAUUUCUGUUUAUGAAGCUAUCACCAGUAGUUUGCUAAUUCAGCCGAGCAUAAAGAUUGAAUACAAGGUGAACAGCUGGCCCAGCUAUCACAAAGGCAUUAAAACGCAGGCACCUACGUCUUUCUAACAACGCAGUAAAUCACCUGAGCUAAUUGGCUGUAAUUUGAGAAAUGAGUGUUUGAGAGAGGCUCUAUGCUGGUCCUGCUCAUGAUUUCUACCACCCUGAUAGCUUCUACAUGAUCCUCCUCCUUCCAGAUUAUUUUUAAAAUAUUGAUCCUCGACAGAAAAAGAAGCAUGAAGAUUUUUAUUUAGGACUCCAAACUGGUUUGACGUAACUCCCUGGCGUUUAUGAGUAGCGGUCCAGCACUUCACCUUCAGAUUAUGCAUGUUUAUUAGUGAACCAUAGAGGAAUCCUGGUGGGUUGAUUUUUGUAGCUUCAUGAAUUCAAGGCUUACUGUCUCCCCGUUUUCAGUCUUUGUGCUAAGCGACACUACCAGUCAAAAGUUUGGAAAGACCUUCUCAUUCAAGGUUUUGUAUUUGUUUUGAUUAUUUGAAACACUGUAGAUUAAUACCAAAGACAUCAAAACUAUGAAAAAACAUAUGUGGUGUAGAGGCCUAGCCAAAGCUUUAAACCACUGAGGCUCUGCACCUGGAUUACCUGAUUGACGCGCUGUGAAUUACCAUGCUUCAUGAAUGAAAGUUCAAGUCAUAUUUGCAAGUUGAACUCUUGGUCCGUUUAUUUCCAUGAUAUGAGCUCCAAAGAGUCCAAUACAUGACAUUUCACAGACGAACAUCCACACAUAACUCCCGCAGCACCAUGCUGCUUCAACGGUCAAAAAACGUUUCACCUUUCCGUGUGGAACACCUGACCACACAACAAAGGUUCCUACCUUAAAUAGGAAAUGACCGCCAAUAACCCUGUACGACCUUAAAUACGGACAUAGGUCACAUAUUCAAAUCUGCCUUUACAUAUGGAAUUAUCUAAUGAACAAAAAAGUGUUAAACAAACCAUUAUGUUAUAUUUUAGAUUCUGUAAAGUAGCCCCCUUUUUCCUUCAUGACAGCU
This is a messenger RNA of Notolabrus celidotus (New Zealand spotty), 3892 nucleotides long. RefSeq names its product ankyrin repeat and sterile alpha motif domain containing 1Ab (gene anks1ab). The record is from RefSeq and is a predicted model, not a curated record. Bases 204 to 2033 code for a protein of 609 amino acids. Lineage: Eukaryota; Metazoa; Chordata; Actinopteri; Labriformes; Labridae. Gene Ontology annotation, molecular function: protein binding. Gene Ontology annotation, cellular component: cytosol. The transcript is spliced from 14 exons.